Molecule: messenger RNA, 1948 nt
Organism: Selaginella moellendorffii
Lineage: Eukaryota; Viridiplantae; Streptophyta; Lycopodiopsida; Selaginellales; Selaginellaceae
Product: flavonoid 3'-monooxygenase
Exons: 2
Coding region: 380-1861 (493 amino acids)
Molecular function (GO): monooxygenase activity; oxidoreductase activity, acting on paired donors, with incorporation or reduction of molecular oxygen; iron ion binding
Source: RefSeq, a predicted model, not a curated record
UUUCAAAUACAUGAAUUAAGACACGAGGUUUAGAACACUUCCACAAAUUCCUAUGAGCAAGUUCGCCAGGAACUUCUCGUGCCGCAUGCCUGGUCUUGGGAAAUGCAAGCAUGGAUGCAUCUGGCAUUGAUCGAGGCAGAUUUGGGUGGAUUUUAUCUGGAAUUGGGAAUCUAGAAUUGAAAACUAUGGAGAAAAAGCUAGAAAAACUGUUCAUGACAGCUACUGACCACUCCAAGGCUUCCAAGUCGCUUUAAAAGUCCGGAAAUAUUGACACAAGCACCACAGAAAUGGAUCUAGCACAGAAAGACAGCUACUGACCACUCCAAGGCUUCCAAGUCGCUUCAAAAGUCGGGAAAAUAUUGACACAAGCACCACAGAAAUGGAUCUAGCACUUGCUGUGAGCUUCUUAAUUUUCAUUGCUCUCUUGAUCUUGUGGUUCUUGAAAGCUGGCUCAAAUCUUCCACCAGGUCCAUGGGGAUUACCCCUGAUUGGCCACUUACACUUGCUAGCAGGAAUGCCCCCGCACAGAGCAUUGCAACGCAUAGCCAACAAGUAUGGUCCUAUUACUUCCUUGAGGCUGGGAAUGAUCCCAACUGUGGUAAUAUCCAGCCAGGAGCUUGCCAAGGAGGUCUUCACCGCACACGAUUUAAAUUUUGCUUCCAGGCCAUACUUGGCUUUCUGGAAGCACCUCAUCUAUAACUUUUCUGGAGGUUCAAGUAGUCCCUAUGGAGAGCUAUGGCGAAACACCCGCAAGCUCUGUACAAUGGAGCUCUUCACGGCCAAGUGUAUCGACUCCUUCUCCUGGGUCAGAAGGGAUGAGCUUUCUCGUGCCUUGGAGGGAAUUUUGAAGGCCCAUGGCGAUGGCAAACCUGUGGAGGUGAGAAAAGUGGCCAGUGUUUUCUCCUUCAACGUCACAUCACGAAUUUUGAUGGGUAAGAGGUACUUUGGUGAUGAAAACGUAGAUGCCCAUGCCAUGGAAUUCAAGGAGCUCAACGACAAUGUUCUUGAGCUGGCGAUCAAUCCCUGUGUUAGCAACUUGGUGCCCUGGUACUUGCGAUGGCUGGACUGGCAGAUCCCUCGCUACAAGCGAAUCCAUGCCAAGCAAGACGAGUUCUUGCAAAAGAUUGUUGAGGAGCACAAAGAGAGGACACGGGAAUGCAAGGACUUCCUGGAUAUCAUGCUCGACUUCUUUGGAGCAGGGACACAAGGGGAGACUUACGUAAAGGCGAAUCUCAUGGAGAUGUUUAUUGCUGGAACUGAUACCACCACCACCGUCAGCGAGUGGCUCAUGGGUGCAGUGAUGCACAAUCCUCGAGUCAUGGCCAAGCUCCACGAGGAGCUCGAGAGGGUUGUGGGCAACACUCGGAUGGUACAAGAGUCGGACCUGCAAAAGCUUGAGUACCUCCAGAUUGUCCUCAAGGAAUCACUCAGACGCUAUCCCCCGGGAGCCUUACUCCUGCCGCGCAUCUCAAGGCAAGCAGCAAACGUUGGCGGCUUUCACAUUCCAAAAGGGACCACUCUCCUGGUGAAUACAUGGGCGAUUGGAAUGGAUCCGGCAGUGUGGGAGAAUCCCACACAAUUCCACCCGGAGCGCUUCUUGGGGAGCUCCAUCGAUGUCAAAGGCCACAACUUUGAGCUCCUCCCGUUUGGUUCCGGGCGGAGAAAGUGUCCGGGAAUGGGCAUGGGAUUGCGAUCGGUGGAGCUGCUCGUGGCAAAUCUCAUCCAUGGCUUCAAUUGGAGCUUUGUGCCUGGGACAAUGCCGUCCAUGGAAGAGGUUUACCGCAGUGCUCUGAAGCUCGAGACCCCAUUGCAAGCCAUGGCCAGUCCAAGGCUCCCCCAGGAGGUCUACACCAAAUUUUAAAGAUCACUUAUCAUGGCAUUCAAUGAAAUAAAUUAGUCUCACCACGGGUUAUUCGAAGCAAUGAAAUUAUUAUUAUUAUUAUCAUUA